Messenger RNA from Sphaerulina musiva SO2202, 2158 nucleotides. RefSeq lists its product as uncharacterized. Gene Ontology annotation, cellular component: 90S preribosome; preribosome, small subunit precursor; nucleolus. Gene Ontology annotation, biological process: maturation of SSU-rRNA from tricistronic rRNA transcript (SSU-rRNA, 5.8S rRNA, LSU-rRNA). Bases 4 to 732 code for a protein of 242 amino acids. NCBI's taxonomy places the organism in Eukaryota, Fungi, Ascomycota, Dothideomycetes, Mycosphaerellales, Mycosphaerellaceae. The record is from RefSeq and is a predicted model, not a curated record. The transcript has a single exon.
GAAAUGGCCAAACGACCUACCGCCCGCGCAAAGGCCUCUAAAGCCGCUGCCUCCUCCAUAUCCUCCCCUUCCGCUGCCCUCUCCAAUCUCAAAUCCGAGUAUCUCGCCGCUACCAGAUUCGGUAACACCAAAAAGGACAAACGAAUAAUCCGCCAUGGCCAACUCCUCGCCAAAGUCCGCGAGGGGGGAAUCAAUAAACAAGCAUCUUCAUCCGCUGGGGGCAAAGUGAGAAGACCCAGCAAGAAACUCAAGACGAGUGUGAAAGAUUUGGGAGAUGCGUUACCGGAUGUGGAUAUGGGUGAUGGAGGAUCUGUUGGUGCAGAUGAGAUUGGAGGAGGAGAGAAGAGUGGCGUUUAUGCUGAGGAUGAGUGGGAGGGGGUAUCCGAUGAGGGUGGUGAUGAUGAGAAGGGAGACGGGGCGGUGGCGAAGACAGCGGGAAAGAGACGGAGGAAGAGUAAACCCGUGGGAGAUGGGAACAAAAUGGUCAUGAAGAGUUUGUCGCAUCGCCAGGGGAGUAUGAAGCGGAAGAAGGUGUUGGAGGAGAAGGAGAUGGAGAGGUUCAAGAGGAACUUGGCCCAGCUCGCUUCCAAUCAGGCGGUGGAGGAGAUGAAGGUCAGUGGUGGCGGUGGACAGGAAGGGAAAAUGAAUGAAAGUCAUACGCAGAAGUGGGCUGCGCUGAGGGCUUUCAUCGGGACGACCAUGGAGAAGGACAAGGCGUUCGAGGGGAAAUGAUCUGCCAAACAGACGAUGAGUAUGAGCUGUAUUCCCCUGUCUCUGAAUUCUCCCAGCGAGUGCGCUCUGCUGGCAUUCGACUUCAGCGCAUUUGGUGCUAUUCUUCACGCUGGCGAAGAGAAGUCUCAGCGUGAAGCGGGCAACACCGAUCACUUCGAGUACUGACCUGUCACCGCUGGGCACUAUACCACGCUGGCUCAAAGACAUGGCUUAGUCCUCCGCCGAAUAGCAGUCGUGGCGCAGACAUGUAUGGUCAGGUUGCAACAUCUGGGUCAAAACUCCGUCAAUCUCAAGGUCCGCAACUAGCAAAACGCCCUGUAUCAGUCGUGUUCUCGGCGGACCUCCGAUUUCGAAAAGUUAAGUUUGGACCUCGUCUGUACGAAGACAGCCAUCUUCUGGCCCUUCAUCCUGGCGUAGAUUGUGGUGCUGUCAUGGAAGAACAUUCGAGCGUGUACCAACCUUAUGAAUCAGCUGUCCGGGUCCGCAGAGUCGCAAUACUGCCAGCAUCAUAUGCUAGGAUUGAUACAACUCCCGCUUCCACUUUCCGCUAUACGACGCGAGCGUCUGGCCGCUGGUAUCUGCUCUUAAUUAGCCCUGUCCUGCCGCUGUCGGCUAACUGGCCAGAACGCUGUACAGAGAGCAUCAGCCCGAGUCACGAAUAAAGCAUGGCUGGUGAACAAAUGGUGUGGUAACUGGUAGUUUGAAAUUUUUAAGCAAAUUGGCCAUGUGACACCAAUCGUCGACAUACUUCGCCCCUUACUGCCAUCGCUGAUCAAGAUCUGGGGGUGCCGCAGCAUAUUUCUCUUGCCGACGCUCUGGUUCUGUGAGCGUACACUAUAUUGCUUUUACGGACUCGGCAGGGCCUUCAACGAUGGCAUCCAGAACAGGUAAUUGUGGCCUACCACCUCAUCUCCGAGGUAUAAAGCCGACUCCCUCUGACUACUUUUUGUAAUCAUCGUGCGCGCACAAGCUCAGCUCUGUUCCUCCAUGUCGAGAGUGUCUACGACGACUUGCCUUCUAUCGCUACUGAAACACGCGUCGCGCAUGCCCAUUCACGUCUUGUCCAAUCUCCUGGAGUCCUUACCAUGUUUUGUCUGGAUACGCCAACGUGAUGCGUCGCGUUAUUGGUCUGCUUUCAGACACUUCCGGACCUUGUUGUGGCACAGAUUCAUCUUGCUGAGAACAAAGAAAUCGUUCCCGGGAUAGAACAAUCUGAUCUGGGGAACAGCGUUUCUUUGUUUAAGAUCGGUACAAGAUCUAUAUUGAAGCGGCAACCCAUCGUGACUCUCCCACUUACUGCAUUUCGACCUCAAUAGCCAACUGAGUAUAUACCAGAACAACGGCUAUCGGCACCAUGGUUACCUCCACAAUCCUUCUCCACCUUUCACUAUACUAUCGAACACUGGUUUCAAAACCAACAGUACCU